GCGCCGGCCCGGGCAUGGCAGCGGCGCCCCGCGAGCCGCAGGGUUAGGGGGGUCCCAGCCAUGGCGGAGCUGGGCGAGGCCAAGCGGCCGGAGGCGGGCGAGGACUGGUGCGACAGCGGCCUGGGCUCGCUGAGCGAGGGGCAGCUCAGCCAGAUCCAGGAUGGCCUGGGGGCCCCCCCGCACCCCCCCGUGACCUCUGACCCCGGCCCCGGGGGGCGCCCUCUGACCUCUGACCCCGGCGGCCCCAGGACCCCCGACUCCUGCGGGUCGGGCUGCGAGCGGCUGGACUCCGCCCUGGGCGAGGAGGAGGCCGGCUGGGGGGCGGCCGCGGGGCGGGCGGUGGGGGCGAUCACCCGGGGCGUGGAGGCCGUGCGGCUCGGGGAGCCUGCGGCCCGGGCUGGCGAGACGCCGGCGGUGGCCCCCGAGGCCUGGCUGCACCACGUCCUGGGCUUCGUGACCGAGGACGGGGACACAGCCCUCCACCUGGCUGUGAUUCAUGAGCAUGAGGCCUUCCUGGAUUCUAUCCUGCAAUACACGGCCGGGACGGAAUACUUGGAUCUGCAGAACGACCUGGGCCAGACGGCACUGCACAUUGCAGUCAUCCUUGGCGCCUCCAACUUUGUCCGCAAGCUGAUGGCAGCCGGGGCGGGGCUCUGCAUGCAGGAGAAAGCUGGCCACACAGCGCUGCACCUGGCAUGCCGGGAGGGCUGGCGGGACUGUGCACAGUGGCUCCUGGCAUCGCUGAGCGGGCACAGGGCUGGCGAGGGGAAUGACGCCUGCGCUCAGUUGGACUGCACCAAUUAUGAUGGUUACACGCCGCUGCAUGUGGCUGUCCUGCGGAAGGACCUCGAAGUGAUCAAGCUCCUUGUGGGUGCCGGAGCCGAUCUCAACAAGGCGGAGCUGAGCUGUGGGCGGAGUCCCCUCCACUUGGCGGUGGAGUCGCAGAGCCCGGAAGUUGUGGAGUGCCUGCUGCGCGCUGGAGCAGACCCGCGGGCCCGGAUGUACGUCGGUUACACCCCCAUCUAUAGCGCUGUGCACCGGCCCAACCAAAAGAUCUUGCAACUGCUCCGGGAGUUCGGCUCGGAGGAGCCCGACUGGGAUUCGGAGGAAAGCCUGGCUGACAGCAGCGACGAGGAAUAUGAUGACAUCGUCAUCAACAGUGGACACUAUAAGAACUGACUGGGCCGGGCUGGCAUCACCUGCAGCGUGAGCCGUUACCCAUCUCCAUAAAAGACUCGCGUCCUGCUCUGCUGCUGUGGGAAUAAAUUUGGCAAUGGUUCAAUCUCUCCGUUCCAGCUAUUUAUCCAAAAGCUGCAGUCUCUGACAAAGCUCAGUAUAAAGCUCCUGCUACUUGGAACCGGCAGCCAACGUUCACCAGAGCUUUGAUCUAAUCUGUUUAUUUUCCCUUCACUUGUUCGUUUUCUUCUGUGUUUUAGUUUAGUCAGUUUAUAUUGAAUUAUUUUGAUUACAUUAAAAUAAAAUGGUAUUUCGGCACCUGCUGCUGAUUGCAGUCGCAGCUGGGCUGGAUCGUCAGCAGGAUUUCUCUGCUUGCUGUAUCCUUUGCCCUGUUGAGCCUCUGGCCGUUUGCUUUUGAAGCGGGAGCGUCAUCCCUACCCGUGCAAGAGGUCUUGCUGGAGUCCACGGAUGCUGGUCCCAUAACCAAGCAAUUCGGGUCAGUGGGGAGCUGCACAGAAUGGAGUGCAUUUCCAGCGGCUUUUAGCUGCCUUUGAAACCCCUUGGGCCUGUUUGCUUUUAUCUUGAGAAGCAGUGAACCCCACCUUACUCCAGCUGGAUUUAGUACUUGGUGCUGGAUUCUUUUUAGCUGCUUCCAUCUAAGCACCUAACUGAGGCGGAUGGAUUGAGCACUGGGCUCCUCCCCUGGCUGUAAGAACGAGGGUGAGUGAGUGCUCUUGAAAAUCUGGGCCUCUGCUAGCAUUUAGGAUAUGCAGGGCAAUAGUUCUGACGCAGGGUAGGAGAAUCGAAACAGGCAGAGUGGGGGAGAAGUUCACAGGGUGGGAGGAGCAGAUGAGGCCAGUGGGAAGAAUGGGUGGGGGGUCUGUUCUGAGCAGAGUGAGGAAGAGGAGGGAAGAGAGGGCAAAGAGUGAGACCUUUUAGAUCUCAAAGGUGGGGGUGUGAGGUAAGAAAGAGUCAGGGUGUGUUUGGAGCUGUCUGAUUUGGGUCAGACGUGGAGAAAGAGGGACUGCGUCUGUGCCGUCUGGUGUAGGAACAGGGCCUCUCUUGUCCCUGGCUAAUCUUUGCUUCUUCUAAGCAGCUCUGCCAGUACUGCAAGGUGGGGCCAUCUUCAUUCCUUUCCCUGAGGAGUCGGUUUUCUUCCUCUGUGCCCGUCGACUGGCUGUAAAGCCUCGUUCGUGCUAUACUUGGCUCAGGGUGUCAACAGGGUCUCUUCUGGAGCUGCGCGGGAAGUAGUUUUCCCAUCUUCUUAACGUUUUUGGAGAUCAAAACAUUUGCCUGCCCCAAAAUUGGGCUAAAAACUCCCAUCUCCACCUUUUCUGAGCAGAAAGUAAUUCCAGUUGAGGCAUUAGAUUUUGAUCGUUUUGUAAGUCUGAAUUCAUUCAUUUCAAAACCAGAAGUUGUUUUGACUCCAAAACUGGAACUUUCCGUGUUAAAACAGGACGUUUCACUGGUUUUAAACUCCCACUGCCCUCCCAGUGUUUUGAACUGAGCAAGUGCGCCAGUGAGGCCCUGGUCACAAGCAGGUUUGGCUUUGACAAAUUGUUGUGGUGUUUUGCCCCCAGAGGUGGGAACGGUUUGUCAGAUUCCCGACAAGCUCUGAUCUUUGCAUCCAAUACCAUGGACCCUCAAUGGAGGCUGGACCACUAGGUGCUGCGCUGUCUGAAAUUGCUUCUGUUUGCUGGGGGGGUAAUUUUGGAAGAGCCGCCCUAAGCAGACCUGAGACUUGAUUUAGAAAGUGGCUGCAUUAGUUACAGAUGGUUUUUCAGUAAGACCCACUUCCUUUCUCCCCUCUUUACCCCCCCCCCCCAUUCCAUUCGAGCUUUGGAAGGGUGCAGGGAGAAAAGAUCUAAUUCUAAACAAAAUCCUCCUGGUUCGAGGAGGCUGCUCUUUCCUCCUUUACAUUCUUCUGCUGCUUGUAAAUGAAAACACAGGCCAAAAUGCAAGGGAAGUUUGGGGCUCUCUGUUUUUUAGGGGGCAGGGAUUAAUCCUCAAGGGCUGAGCACCUUAGCUGACAUCAGUGUGAUCUCAGUACCAGGAGGUGGGUGUGGGCUCAUGAGGUUCUGGAUGUGUCAGGGGGAGCCUGGACUCAGUAGCCUUCCUGGGAAGUGGGGUUGGAUUUUUAGUUCACUUGCCCCAGUGCGAAGGACUGAGGGACCUGACUCUGUUAGAGUCAAUAAUGCUUUUCAAGUGGAGCAGGAUUGAGCCCUCUCGGCCUCCGUACUUAUUUACGAAAGGGCUUGUCUAACACAAGUUGUAGCACUUCAACACCACCUGGCUGUGUGCAGCAGGAGAUGACAAUGGAGGUCAGGCUCAUUGUCCCCAUUUUACAGAUGGGGAAAUGGAGGCACAAUGAGUUGCCCAAGAUCACCCUGCAGGCCAGUGGCCAAAAUGGGAGUCAAACCCAGGUUCAACAAGUCCCUGGUCCAGGGCUCUAUUUGCUAGGCCACGCUGCCUUUGUGUGUCUGUCUAGUUAAAGUUGUAUAGUCCCAUCUGUGGGCAAACAGUUAUACUGACACAAAGGUGCUUUAUUUCCCCUUGGGAAGGGAAAUGGGCUGUACCAAUAUAAGGCACCUCUAGACCAGUCUAACUGUCCACACUAGCGACUGUACUGUCUUGCUAUCAGUAACCCCGCCCGCCCCCACCCAGUGACCUAAUUCUACUGUUACAACAUUGCUACAUGGAGCAGGCCUCAGCCCUGGUGGUCUUGGAAUGGACAGACUGACCCCCAGCCUCCUGAAUAGGCUUUGAUCCGUUGGAUGAGGGACCCUUGUUCAGGAGGCUCCAGUUUAACUCCCAAAAGCAACCUGGUCCCUGGCUGAGUUCUCUAACACCGGGCUGAAAAAACGGCCACAUUGUUCUCCCAGCAGAAGGGAAAUGGCUUUUUCUAUGUAAGCUGGGUCUGUGUCUAGAGACACAGAUCCCACAUAACUCACGUCCAGUGCGUGUGGGUUUUAAGCUAUGUUGUGAGUUUUGUAUGAGCUGUCGUCUAACUUUAUACAGUUCUGUGUCUGUGUGUUUUUUCUCCCCACUCUCUGUAUCGUGUGCGUUCUUGACCAGUGAUGGGGGAUGAGAUUAAAGCUACUGCUUGACCUAUA
Messenger RNA from Gopherus evgoodei (Goodes thornscrub tortoise), 4289 nucleotides. It is a transcript of the gene NFKBIB, whose product is annotated as NFKB inhibitor beta. Gene Ontology annotation, biological process: signal transduction; cellular response to lipopolysaccharide. Gene Ontology annotation, molecular function: protein binding. Gene Ontology annotation, cellular component: cytosol. Bases 61 to 1179 code for a protein of 372 amino acids. NCBI's taxonomy places the organism in Eukaryota, Metazoa, Chordata, Testudines, Testudinidae. The transcript has 6 exons. The record is from RefSeq and is a predicted model, not a curated record.